AUGGUGAAACGUAGCAAAAUCUCUUCCACUGAUGCUUGUCCCGAGUUCUUCAAGAUAUUUGCGCCUGAUUUGUGCUCUCAACGACUGCGAAUCCCACCAGCAUUCCUCAAGAACUUUAAUGGAGAUUUACCUCAAAAGGCUGUACUCAAAAGUCCCUGCAAACGAUCAUGGUGGGUUCAUGUGAAUAGCGUCAAUCAGAAUUUCUUUUUUCAAGAGGGUUGGGAGGAAUUUGUGCAAUAUCAUUCUUUGGAAUUUGGGGAUAUUCUAGUUUUUUCCUACGUUGGUACUUCAAAGUUCUAUGUUAGUUUAUAUGGGAAAAAUAGUUGUAAAAAACUGGCUUCCCUUACAAGGAAUGAUGUCAAGUCACUACCACUUGUCAAAGGGAAUCAGGCAAUAGGACCUGGUGAGUUUGUGUUAAAUCAACAGGUUUUUUGCAUGCCUGAUAAACUUCCACGUACUGAUAGAAAAGCUGAUAGGCCCAGGCAUCAGGUUGAGAUGGCAAUUGAAGAGAAUGAUGGAGAUCUUGAGGCAGCCAACAAAUCCAUAUCCACAAAUCCUUCCUUCAAACUUGUUUUGGGGCAAGCUUAUAUCAGCAAGGGGAUUGUAAGUAUACCAUCGAGCUUUCGCAAGAACUACAUGGAGAAAGUGAGACCAAGUGCUACGCUUCAGCUUUCUAAAAAAUCAUGGCCUGUGAAAUUGAAUUAUCGUCAUGGAACAGUCCAGUUUUGUCAAGGUUGGCUGAGAUUUGUAAAAGAUAACAAUCUCCAAGAAGGAGAUGUUUGCUGUUUUGAGCUGAUUGGAAGAAACAAUUAUGUGAUGAAAGUUUUUAUUUCUAGACCACGAGCCUAUCUUGAACUAGACAAACAAAGAGAAAAGAAUAUCGUGAGACGUAGGGGUCGUCCACAGACGGUCUGUUCCUUUGAUGAUUGUCCUGAAUUCUUCAAAUUCUUUUUGCCCGACCAAAGCUCUGAAGAUAUGCGCAUACCACCAGCUUUUCUUGAGCAUUUCAAUGGACACAUACCAGAUAAGGCCAUCCUUAAAGAUCUUGGGGGGAAGUAUAGGCAUGUGGAUAUGGAAGACGCUGAAAAUGGAGUGUUUAUUAAGAACGGUUGGCAGCAUGUUGGGAGUGGUCAUUCUUUAAAGCUUGGAGACUCCUUAUUCUGUAGAUACAAUGGAAAUUCUUCAUUCACUGUUAGGGCAUUUGGUACGAAUGGAUGCAAAAAAGAAGUAACUUUAGCUCUUGGGAGUGUGGUCACAGGUGUAAAAAUUGAAGAAAAGACUGAAGAAGAACGGACUUCUCCCAAGCCUUCUAAUAUUGGCAAGCACAAGUACUGCAAACAGGAGAUUGAAGAAAAGACUGAAGAAGAACGGACUUCUCCCAAGCCUUCUAAUAUUGGCAAGCGCAAGUACUGCAAACAGGAGAUUGAAGAAAAGACUGAAGAAGAACGGACUUCUCCCAAGCCUUCUAAUAUUGGCAAGUGCAAGUACUGCAAACAGGAGAUUGAAGAAAAGACUGAAGAAGAACGGACUUCUCCCAAGCCUUCUAAUAUUGGCAAGCGCAAGUACUGCAAACAGGAGAUUGAAGAAAAGACUGAAGAAGAACGGACUUCUCCCAAGCCUUCUAAUAUUGGCAAGUGCAAGUGCAAGUACUGCAAACAGGAGAUUGAAGAAAAGAAGACUUGUCUGAAGUGCUCUCGUAUUUGCAAGCAAAUGUGUGCAAAAGUUGAUAUUGAGGAGGAGACUGAAGACGAGUGGACUUGUCCCAAGCACUCAUAUGAGAAUAAGCGAAAAUAUUCAAACAGAGGCAUGGAAAGAUGUUCACAAGAAGUAUAUCCACUAAAAUCACCAAGAAUUGCUUCAAAAAUUGUUAAAAAUCAGAAGGAAAUUGAAGACGCAGGGCUUGUCCUACCGAAAAAUCCAUAUUUUAUUGCAGCUCUCAGUCCCUCAAGGCCAUCCCGCCUGUACAUUCCUAAACGACUGUUGAACCAACUUCAUUUCGAAAGGUGGCGAGAAAUGGUGUUCUGCAAUCAGAAUGGGGAAAAGUGGCCUGUGAAAGUCCAUUUCAUAAAUGAUGGUCGGGUAUCCUUCACCAAGGGAGUGUUGGAUUUUUGGAAGGAGAACAAUCUGUGUCUUGAUGUUUACUGGUAUGGUUCAUGCUCUGAUCUGAGGAGAUGGUGA
Messenger RNA from Ilex paraguariensis (yerba mate), 2178 nucleotides. NCBI's taxonomy places the organism in Eukaryota, Viridiplantae, Streptophyta, Magnoliopsida, Aquifoliales, Aquifoliaceae. The record is from the annotation of a GenBank genome assembly.